AUGAUCGCAAUAGAUCUCAAUUUCGCCGACUUCCAAUGGCAGUAUCACAUCUCUACAACUUUUUUCGUUUGCGUGAUUGUUCCUAGCGUCUACUAUGUAUACGAGAAGUACAUCACGGGACGCCCUAACAAGUAUAACAAACUUGAGGCACCCAAAAAACUUGUGUAUCCCAUUCCAGAUGAAGCGAAACCCCAUUGGAAGGGAAAGAGGCUCUAUCCGCCAAAUAUUGGGUUGAGAGUCAAUGGAGAGCCUCAAAAGAUUCAAAGUUAUUGUCCUGCUACUGGCCAGUUCUUAGGUACGUUUCCUUGCAUUUCCACAGAUGAAAUGGAUCACCAAAUCAAGGCAGCAUCUGAUGCACAAAAGGAAUGGAAAAAAUCAUCCUUUGUAUUGAGAAAACAAUUAUUGAAGACUAUCAAUCAAUUUAUUCUUGACAACCAAGAAGAGAUUGCUCGGGUCGCGUGCAGAGACAGCGGAAAGACAAAAUUAGAUGCCUCAAUGGGAGAAAUCAUGGUAACUUUAGAGAAGAUAAGCUGGAUCAUUUCCCAUGGAGAGAAAGCGUUGCGUCCCUCAGCUCGACCAGGGCCGUCUUCUUUACUAAUGGGUCUUAUGAAGAAUGCAGAAGUGAGAUACGAACCACUCGGUGUAGUUGCUGCAAUUGUGUCAUGGAACUACCCGUUGCAUAACCUUAUAGGACCUGUUGUUGCUGCUUUAUUCAGUGGCAAUGCCAUAGUUGUCAAGUGUUCAGAACAAGUUGUAUGGUCCUCUACAUGGUUCGUGGGCAUGAUUCACGCAGCGCUCCGGCUGCUUAGUAUCAGUGAAGACCUUGUUCAGUUAUGCUACUGCUUCCCAGAAAAUGCUGAUUACUUCACGUCGCAUCCUGGUUUGAAGCAUAUCACGUUUAUCGGAUCGAAACCAGUGGCUCACAAGGUGUUACAGAGCGCGUCAAAGGAAUUAACUCCAUGCGUGAUUGAAUUAGGAGGUAAGGAUUCUGUUAUUGUCAUGGACGAUGUGGCUGAUCUUAAAGCAUUAUCGUCUGUUAUCUUGAGAGGCACUUUUCAAAGUGCGGGUCAAAAUUGUAUUGGGAUUGAAAGGGUCAUUUGUCUACCCGAAGCGUACGAUAAGUUGGUGGAAAUCUUAAAUGAGAGAAUCAAGAGUUUUAGACUUGGCUCAGACAUCGAUCAGUUGGAUGAGAUCGACAUGGGGGCCAUGAUAUCUGACAAUAGAUUCGAUCAGUUUGAAGAAAUGAUCCAAGAUGCAGUUUCUAAAGGUGCUAGGCUUUUGCAUGGUGGAAAAAGAUAUCUGCAUCCAAAUUACCCGCAAGGCCAUUACUUUGAGCCAACUCUCUUGGUGGAUGUUGAUCCGACUAUGAAAAUUGCUCAAAAUGAAGUCUUUGGCCCUAUACUCACCAUAAUGAAAGCGAAAGAUAUCAACGACGCUGUCGAAAUUUCUAAUGGAACUGAGUAUGGAUUGGGAAAUUCAGUCUUUGGAAACGAUUUCGCCAAAUGCGACGAGAUAGCAGGACGGUUGGAGAGCGGCAAUGUGGCCAUCAAUGAUUUUGCUACUUUCUACGUCUGCCAGUUACCUUUCGGAGGAUGCAAAAAAUCCGGCUAUGGAAAGUUCGGCGGCGAAGAAGGCUUAACAGGCCUUUGUAAUGCUAAAUCUGUGGUUAUGGACAAGCCAUUAUUGCGGGCGUUUGGUGUUAAGACAUCUAUUCCUCCUCCAAUUGACUACCCAAUUGCAGAUGAUAAAAAGGCAUGGGGGUUCGUCAAUGCUCUCAACAUUGCCAGUUACGACAGUCGUAUAUGGGAGGUGCUCAAGGCUUUUAAGAAAAUGGCUAAGGGCGGAGCAUGA
Clavispora lusitaniae ATCC 42720 is the source of this 1851-nucleotide messenger RNA. It is a transcript of the gene MSC7, whose product is annotated as meiotic recombination directing protein. The record is from RefSeq and is a predicted model, not a curated record. Lineage: Eukaryota; Fungi; Ascomycota; Pichiomycetes; Serinales; Metschnikowiaceae. Gene Ontology annotation, molecular function: oxidoreductase activity, acting on the aldehyde or oxo group of donors, NAD or NADP as acceptor.